GCAGGCGCGUGUGGACUGCGCCUGCGCCUGCGCCGGACACCGAGCUCUGGGCGGGGCCUGCUCUUCGGCCGGCCUGCGCACACUGCGCCUGCGCGGGUCGAGGGCGGUGGCUCAGAUUCCUGGUAGGCAGCGUUCGCCCCUCCGCGGUGUAGAUGUAGAAUUCAGCGGAGGAACGCGGCCGAGAUGUGAAGGGGAAAUGAAAUAAUAAAAGCAGCAGUUAUGAGGCAGAGCCUAAGAGAACUAUGGCGACACCAGGUGACUGUCCCAGAAGUGAAUCGCAGGUCAUCUCGGUCCUGGAGGAAGAGCCCAUGGACUAUGGCAGUGAGGUGCAGCUCCUGCAGGAGGGUGUGCAGUCACAGCCACAGCCUGAGGAGUUUGUGGCCAUCGCAGACUAUGCUGCCACCGAUGAGACUCAGCUCAGUUUUUUGAGAGGAGAAAAAAUUCUUAUCCUGAGGCAAACCACAGCUGACUGGUGGUGGGGUGAGCGUGCAGGCUGCUGUGGAUACAUACCUGCGAACCAUGUCGGGAGGCAGAUGGAAGAGUACGAUCCUGAGGAUACCUGGCAAGAUGAGGAAUACUUUGGCAGCUAUGGAACUCUGAAACUUCAUUUGGAAAUGUUGGCAGACCAACCUCGGACAACAAAAUACCACAGUGUCAUCCUGCAGAACAAGGAGUCCUUGAAGGACAAGGUCAUCCUGGAUGUGGGCUGCGGGACUGGGAUCAUCAGCCUUUUCUGUGCGCAUCACGCACGGCCCAAGGCGGUGUAUGCUGUGGAGGCCAGCGAGAUGGCACAACACACAGGCCAGCUAGUCCUGCAGAACGGCUUUGCUGACACCAUUACCGUGUUCCAGCAGAAGGUGGAGGAUGUGGUGCUGCCUGAGAAGGUGGAUGUGCUGGUGUCUGAGUGGAUGGGGACCUGCCUGCUGUUUGAGUUCAUGAUCGAGUCCAUCCUGUAUGCCCGGGACACAUGGCUGAAGGAGGAUGGGGUCAUCUGGCCAACUACGGCUGCACUGUACCUGGUGCCCUGCAGCGCGGACAAGGACUACCACAGCAAGGUGCUCUUCUGGGACAAUGCCUACGAGUUCAAUCUCAGUGCGCUCAAAUCUUUAGCAAUCAAGGAGUUUUUUUCAAAGCCCAAGUAUAAUCACAUCUUGAAGCCAGAAGACUGUCUCUCUGAACCGUGCACCAUUUUGCAGUUGGACAUGAGAACCGUGCAGAUCUCCGAUCUAGAGACCAUGCGUGGUGAGCUGCGCUUUGAUAUCCAAAAGGCCGGCACCCUGCACGGCUUCACGGCCUGGUUCAGUGUGCGCUUCCAGAGCCUGGAGGAGGGACAGCCACAGCAGGUUCUCAGCACGGGUCCACUGCACCCCACCACGCACUGGAAGCAGACCUUGUUUAUGAUGGACGACCCAGUCCCUGUCCACACAGGAGAUGGUCACAGGUUCCGUUGUAUUGCAAAGAAAUCCGGUGUGGAGAAGGCACAUGUCCGUUGCUCUGAGCUGGGCCGUCACUUCCAGACAAGAUCCCACAUCUCAAAAAGUUGGAGAGAAAGUCUUUCCCAUCUGGAGAUGACGGUUGAGUUCUUCUUGGGAGGCAUGGUGCGCAUCUUGGGGGAUGAUGGUGCACCUGGCCUCCCAUACACCUGCUGUACAGUCUGUGCACAUUUGCUCCACACUGACCCCUCCCCACCUGACAGGUGAUGUCAGGGCCCCCCCAUAACCCCUCCCCAGACAAGUGCUUGGGUUUGACCCCAGUGGUGUCCCGCUAGUGUAGGCUGUGUCUGCAGGUGUUCACCCCGUGGUGCCGACAGUGCUGCCCGUGGUGGUUGUGGCGGCUAUGUUCCCAGCUAGGUGUAGUUUUAGACUCCUCAGACGUACGCAUGUCAGCCUCUGUUUCUGUGACCGUGACGUUCACGCCUCGUGUCUGUGGUGUCCUUGCUGCCCUCGCUCAGCCACUCCUGCAGAGUGUGGGGUGCAGAGCUAUGCCUGGCUCUGCAUAAGGCAGACGCUGAGUAGCUGUGGCUUGGCGCAGGGGCUGGCGGCAGCAAUGCAUGUGACAGGUUCUGCAUGGCGCUGCAGUGUGCAGACGUCUUCCAGGUAAAUUGUGGGACAUAGUACAUGCUCAAUAAAUAUUUUUCAAUGAACGAGUGUUGUCCAUCCUGCUUCUAUGCAUGUACGUUGUUUCUCACAAACGUGAGAUCAUGUGGUACUCAUUGCUUUGUAACCUUUUCUCAGUGUUACAGACUUACUUCCAUGUCAGUAGCUGUACAUGUAUAAUUUGUGGCUUUGUAUUGUUUUGAUGUCUAGUAAAAUUUUAUUAAAAUCUAAUGUAUUUGCUGAAAGCUCAACAAUCAUGAGUGUAGAGAUGAAGUCUUACAAGUUGCACACACACGGACCCACACCAGGCUGAGACACGUCCCCCACUGGUACCCUUUAAGUGUGGUGCCCUCACUUAGCUGUAGGUCUCUCUUCCUUGUUUUGAGCAUUGUGUCACAGACACGCAUGUUGUGUAUUCCUUUGUCCUCCUUCUUCAGGUCAGUCUUGAGUCUGUGAGCUUCAUCAUGAGUUGUAGGUGGUACAGGGCACUUUCUCAUUGUACAGUAUUCCCAUGAAUGAAUGCACCACGAUUCACAUAAUAUAGCCUACCACCAGUGACAUCUGUGUUGUUCCCAGUGUCUAGCCCUUGUGAUUAGUGAGAAUGGAAUGUUUCUGGGUCUGCUUCUUGGUGCAUGCCUGCAUUUCUCUUGGCUGCACACCAUACAGGCACUGCCAGGUCUUCAGAGUCAAGGAAUUGCACCCUCCCAGCCAGGUUGGACCAGUGCUGUGAGUCCUGGUCAACACUCAGUCUUGGGUUUGGCAUUUCCCUAACUAAGGUAGUUUCAUGUAUUCACUGGUCAUUGGGAUAGCCUAGGUUUUGAAGUGCUUAUCCAAGUUUUAUGCCAUUUUACUAUUGGGUUGUUUAUCCACUU
This is a messenger RNA of Castor canadensis (American beaver), 2968 nucleotides long. It is a transcript of the gene Prmt2, whose product is annotated as protein arginine methyltransferase 2. Gene Ontology annotation, molecular function: protein binding; histone methyltransferase activity; protein-arginine N-methyltransferase activity. Gene Ontology annotation, cellular component: nucleus. The record is from RefSeq and is a predicted model, not a curated record. Gene Ontology annotation, biological process: chromatin remodeling; peptidyl-arginine methylation, to asymmetrical-dimethyl arginine. Lineage: Eukaryota; Metazoa; Chordata; Mammalia; Rodentia; Castoridae.